Molecule: messenger RNA, 2102 nt
Organism: Pygocentrus nattereri (red-bellied piranha)
Lineage: Eukaryota; Metazoa; Chordata; Actinopteri; Characiformes; Serrasalmidae
Exons: 3
Coding region: 95-883 (262 amino acids)
Cellular component (GO): cytosol
Molecular function (GO): N-methyltransferase activity
Source: RefSeq, a predicted model, not a curated record
UGCCAGAGUGCCUAGUGCAAAAACGCCCUCGGCUCAUAUCGAAAGUCAGCGCUCCUUCCCUGUUUGGAGAGAGUUCGGGAACAGACUGUUAAUAAUGGAGGCCAGUUUCACUGAGGGGGAGUUUUACCAGCAGCAUUUUGACCCCAGAGCUUACAUCGAUAACUUUUAUUCUAGUCCAGAGGGACAUGCAGACGAGAACUUUCUUAUUUUCGUUUUAGACAGUCUCAGCAAGACUUUCUCAGCAGGCAGAUAUAAAGGCCAGACCCUCAUUGAAGUAGGCAAUGGACCCACUAUUCACAGCGUCCUCAGCGCCUGCGAGCACUUCCAGGAGAUCGUUCUGUCAGAUUUUACAGACGACAGUCGACAAGAAGUAGAGAAGUGGCUAAGAAAUGAGGAGGGGGCUUUCAACUGGAAGCCCGUCAUCCAGUAUGUCUGCCACAUGGAGAAGAGAAGCCCGUCUGAGGUGGAAGCUAAAGUGAGACAGAGGGUGAAACAGGUGCUGAAAUGUGAUGUCCGCUUGGAAAAUCCUUUCCAUCCUCAAACCUUGAAGCCUGCAGACUGUGUGAUAACGUGCCUGUGUCUUGAGGCAGCGUGCAGAGACAUGCUGGAGUACAAGAAGGCGCUAGCCCAUAUAACCACACUGCUGCGGCCUGCUGGAGUUCUGGUCAUGGUGGGUGUUUUAGAACAGAGUUUCUACUUUGUUAACCAAACACGAUUCUCCUGUCUCCAGCUCAGCAAGGAGAAUAUUGAAGCUGAGCUCCAAGGCCUGGGUUUUACCAUCCAGGAGCUCAACUUCUUACCAUCACCCAAACCGGAGAACAAUAACGUAUCUGAUUACAAGGCUAUUUUUCAUCUUGUAGCUUUGAAAUCUGACAAGAAAUGACACGCUAUUGAGCUCAGCAUUUUAACUCCACAAUAUUCAAUGGCAAUGGAAGAAAGGAUAUUGUGUGAAACUUUUAAUGUUUGUAUCAGUACAUCCAAAAUUUCAGAAAAAAACAGACAGAAGGUCUCCAAAAUGCAAUUGAGAUGCCUUAUCAAGUAGCAAUACACAAGAAUGAAUUUUCAGCCCAUAUCCAGAUAAGUCAUUGUGAAAUUUCAACAAAAUUCAACUGUAACUUGCAAAAGGUAACUGGAGUUUUCAAAUCAUGUAAAAAAAAAAAAGUCAAACAAGUAUAGCACCAAAAAGGUUCCUGUAUUUUAUAACAUCAAGUUUAUAACAGUAAAAGAACCCUUUUUGGUGCUAUAUAGAACCAUUUUCAAAAUGAUUUUCUGCACUACUAUAUAUAACACAUUCUCCAUCAACCUGAAGAACCAUUUCCCCAUACAAAGAACAAUUUAAGCAUGAUAUUGUAAGAGUUCUUCAGAUUGAUGGACAAUCUUAUAGAUGGUUCUACAUAGAACUUUUCUGAAAACAGUUCUAGAUAGCAACAAAAAGAUUAUUCCGUUGUUAUAAGCUUGACAUCUUAAUAACAGUUCCAUAUAGAACGAUCUGUAGCACAUUGUCCAUUAAUCUGAAGAACACUUUCAUGAUGCAGUGAAUCCUUUAAUUUUGCAAAGGGGUCUUUAAUUAUUCAUGGUUCUAUAUAGAACCAUUUUAUUUACUAAAGAGCCCUUGAAGAACAAUAUUUUUAACAGUGCAGAACACACUGUUAUUUGAUGUGGUAAAUGAUGACUAGCUGACUAGUAAAAUUAAUUGUUCUGCAGCCUUUGGCAAGUGUACCCACUGGGUUUUGUUCCUUAGCAAGCAAACUGUGAUUAGGCUAGCAUAGUUCUCUAUUUUGCUCCAGUCUCACUGGGAUUUUGUGUGCACAUUGCAGGCUAAUCUGUUUUUCUAAAUCCAGUAGAGUAACAAUAACAAGAUAAUAAAGUAAUACAGCCAGCUACUUUAGCUAUGCAAAUCCUCUAAUUCACAAAUGUCAGGGAUAUUUUUUGAUCCGUGGGGCUCUAUUUUAUCUAUCUGAAAAAAGUAAUACCACAACUUUUUGGUAAAAAUUCAUGUUUAUAUAUACUUUUUGGCAUCUGGUUCCAUUCACUUAUAUAACAUUAUACAUAUACACUCACCGGCCACUUUAUUAGGUAUACCUUGCUAGUAAAACGUUGGA